Messenger RNA from Prorocentrum cordatum, 1452 nucleotides. NCBI's taxonomy places the organism in Eukaryota, Dinophyceae, Prorocentrales, Prorocentraceae. The record is from the annotation of a GenBank genome assembly.
CCAGCUCUCGCGGGGCGCCGCGCGCGCGAGGCGCGAGCGCGCCGCAGCCCGGGGGAGCAUGCUGCCGGACGGGCAGGAGGGCGGCGACGACGAGGAGUUCUGGGACGCGGAGUCCUGUGGCUCCGGCAGCGCGGUCCGGCUGUCGGACGGGGACGGCGACGCCCAGGAGAACCUGCCGACGACGGGAGCUUGGAUGAUCUCGAGUACUUGUCCCUUGACCUGGCCAACCUGCUGCCCACCGAGUCGCUGCUGCCCCUGCUGGAGAUCCUCAGGGCCCGCGAGGGCAAGGCGUGCCAGCUGAGCCGCGAGAACGAGAGGCUCCGUGAGGAGGUGGGGCGGCUGCGCUCCAAGGUCUGCGCAGAGCGGAGCAGGCGCACGGAGGCCGCCGCCGCCGCGCGGGGCAGGCCGCCAAGGGCCGCGGACGCGGAGGAGGCCUUCCACGACGCGGAGCCCCGGGUCACGGCCGCGGAGCAGGCGGACCUCGAGCGGCGCGUGGCCGCGUUCGUGGCCGAGCGCCGGGGCGAGGCUGCGGUCGGCGGCGGCGACGCGCUGAGCGAGGACCUGCAGGAGGCUGCAACGGAAACGUUGGAGUUCUUGCAGGACCUCCGACAGGGAGAGCGCUGCGGAGCAACUGCCCCGGCUUCUGGCCACGCUGACCCAGUGGCUCGACUGGAGCACCCGCGCGGAGCUGGCGCCGGUACCGGGCGCCUCGCAGCUGCUGGCCAGGGUGCCGGAGGGCACCCUGUGGCACGCGCACUCGCGGGCGCUGGCGAUCUCGGAGGAGAGCUGGCUGGCCUGCGGGCCAGCGCGGCGAGCGCCUUCGGGGAGCUGCCCGAGUGCGCGCCGCGUGCGCUGCAGGCCAUUCAAGCGAGCUCAUCCAGCACCCACGCACACAGAGUGGGCAUGGCGUGCCUGGCGCUGGCCACCUUCGCCGCCACCGGCCGCGAGGCCGUGCUGGAGGAGAGGGGGCGCGGCUGGUUGGCAGUGUUGCAGGCUGCGAAGAUCCGCCAACGCCACCCAGAGGUGCAGGCGUGGGCGCUCGCGGUGCUGGCGAACUGCUCGCCGGACCUGCCGCGGGACGGCGGCGGGGCCGACCUCGCGUGGCAGGGCGUGGCCGCCUGCUGGGCGGCGGCGCGGGCGAUCCCCAACGCCAGGGCGGUGCUCGAGAGAGCGGCCCACGCGCUGGCCGCGCUCCUCAACGCGCACCCGCGGAGGGCAGGCGCGGCGGCGAGGGCCAAGGGCCUGCUGCCGAACCUGCGGGAGGCGGCCGUGGCGUUCGCGCCAGCGCUGGAGGCGAACUGGCCGCUGCACCGGCGGCUGGCGGAGGCGGAGAGCGCCUUCAAGCGGGCGGAAGCCGCCGCCGGCACGGUCGCCGCCGCCGAGCUGUCGCCGAGGGGCGAGCGCGAGCACGGGGGCUGCGACAGAGAGCCCGCGACACGCCUCGCCCCGUAG